Seminavis robusta is the source of this 720-nucleotide messenger RNA. The record is from the annotation of a GenBank genome assembly. Lineage: Eukaryota; Bacillariophyta; Bacillariophyceae; Naviculales; Naviculaceae.
AUGCUUUCUCUUUUAGGCAUCGCCACGCACACAGCAGCGGCUGCAUCCAACAUUCGCUAUGACCUGCAAGAACAGGGUGAAACUGGCCACGGGACGAGAUUCCAACGGUUUGUCGCCAUCAACGCAGAAAGUGGGCAAUCCUUGACCAUGCUAGAUUGGACCAAGGCUCUCCAAGAUGGCGAUGUGGCGUCCCUAAACGCAGUGUUGGCCAAUGCGCCAUUCAGGGCCGUGUAUUUCGAAUUGCCACCCGUGACGCAUCAGUCCGUGGCAGAACAACCCUUUGAAUUUGUCCUUUUGGAAGCCGCCAGCUUGACGAAGCGAAAGCCUCGGUUCCGGUCCUUUCAGGACCCAUGCGAAAGAGCACAAAUCUCGGAUCCGUAUGGCUGCGUCUUUCCUAACUUGUCGGGAGAUGCCGUGUUGAUCGUCCCCAAGCCACAAGAGAAUGGGUCCGGCAAGCACUACACGCACCUUGCCAACUUUGUCCGUCAAGCCCCGCCGGCACAAGUAGACGCCCUAUGGAAGCUUGUUGCGACGGCUUAUCAAAGCCAAUGGGAACAGAGUGCCAAUACAGUGUGGCUUUCGACUGCUGGAAAUGGAGUCCCAUGGCUCCAUUUUCGGUUGGAUAGAGCCCCCAAAUACUACCGCUACAAUCCCUACAAGACGCCGAUGGUGUGUCACGUGAAUGAUCACAAGCAUGACGGCCAGCAGGAGGACCUGUAG